Neltuma alba is the source of this 753-nucleotide messenger RNA. RefSeq lists its product as uncharacterized. NCBI's taxonomy places the organism in Eukaryota, Viridiplantae, Streptophyta, Magnoliopsida, Fabales, Fabaceae. Gene Ontology annotation, cellular component: plasma membrane. The coding region runs from base 1 to 753 and encodes 250 amino acids. The transcript has 2 exons. The record is from RefSeq and is a predicted model, not a curated record.
AUGAAAGCUUUGAUAGAGUUGGCAACUGAUGACACCUACGAACUCCUAAAUGAGAGAGACUUGGACGGAAUGAACACUAUUCUCCAUUUGGCUGUCAUGUUGAAGCGAGUUGAGACUGUGAGGUACCUCAUGUCAAUUCCUGAAAUAAGAGAAGCAACAAACUUGACGAACAGCAUAGGUUACACUGCCCACGAUAUUCUUCAGCGAAUUCCGCAGGACUUUAAGUGCCUCGAAAUCCAGGUUUUACUGAUGAACUACUCUGGCAUCAAAAAAAAUGGAGGAACGAACACUCCUGCAGCACUGACGAAUAAUACUAAUGUUGUCGGCCAACAACAAAGGAGACCUCGGAAGAAGUUUUGGAGAAAUAUUUUGAAGCGUAUGGGAAAAUGGUUCGAUCAUAAUAGUGACAAUAAUUGGUUAGAAGACAUGAGGGGGAAUUUAAGUCUGGUGGCCACUGUCGUGGCAACCAUAACCUUUCAAGCUGUAUUUAAUCCUCCAGGAAAUGUGAUUCAACAGGGUAUAUUAGUCAGUUCCAACAGCACCAUCAAUGAAGAAGACAAAAAUUUUACUGCUUUUAUAGAAUCAAGUCCCCUCGGCUGCUUGCCAUUCAAGAGUAAUGAUGGUCACAACGUUACUCCGCAAACAUGUCCUGGAGAAGCUAUGCUUGCUUCUCGUAAUCCAGAUGGCUUUCAGGAUUUUGUAUUUUGCAAUACCAUGUCCUUCAUUGUGUCUCUUUGCAUUCCCUUUUGCUAG